Giardia duodenalis is the source of this 1797-nucleotide messenger RNA. RefSeq lists its product as uncharacterized. NCBI's taxonomy places the organism in Eukaryota, Fornicata, Diplomonadida, Hexamitidae. The record is from RefSeq and is a predicted model, not a curated record. Bases 1 to 1797 code for a protein of 598 amino acids. The transcript has a single exon.
AUGGCCACACUGCGGCAGGAGAAAGUCGAUUUUAUUACGCAAAAGCUAGCGGAGGCGUACACAAGUCGGCCUCGCUCCACUGCGUUUCAUGGGGGCUCAAAGCCUUCCGACUUUUAUAGCAUGGGACUUCCCUCCAGUCUAACGAAGAGUAUGGAUACGGUCCACUCUCGCUUAGCUUCUGCCAAGAUGACCUCCAUAAACCCUAAAAAGUCCGUGUCAGUCUUGGCGGAAGCAAAUCACGAAUAUAACGGAAUGGACCACAAUCUCUUCCUCGCCGUGCAUCACAGCUCCAAUCUCAAUGACGACAAGAGACUAGAAUCAGUUAUAGCUGCAAGGAUCAAGGACUCUCAGAGACCUAUCAGUACCACUAGACCGAUGGGCUCUGCUGCCUCUACAAUAGGGAUCACAUCUGUUUACGAGCAAAAAGCCCCUGACUCUGCACGCCUGUUUGAUGGAGCAACGGCUUCGAGCCAUUCGCGGCUGUCAACCAAGACUAUUGACAGCCCCGCUGUGUCCAGGCCGACGUCAAGCCUCUCUCAGUCUGGGUACACAAAGGGCACCGUCAUAACCGUGUCGCGUGAAGCACACGAAGCAAUGGAGGCCAACCGUGAAGCUCAUCAAGAUCAGCUUCAGACACCCGCAGGUGGCUCGCGAACAGAUGCAAGUUUACACAAGUAUAGGCAGGGAGGCUCAAGAUCCAGUUCACGAAGAGAGUCGCGGACAGGGUCACGUGUCCCAAGCGCCAUAAGAAAGUCGACUGCACUGGAUAUAGAUGCACUUGUGGUAGAUGAUGCGCAUUCCGGGGCACUUCAACAGAUCACAGACGCUGACAAGCAGGAUGUUGCGGUAUCUCCCCAGGAAUCAGGCAGCUUGACUGUCCUUCCAUAUGCGCCCCAUGUCCGUCCGAUUCAAAAGCACGUUACACUCAAUCGGUUGAACGACGGUCUCCGCAUUCUUCGAGAGACAAAUAUGAGGUAUGGGCUGGGGAAUAUGGAGCCAAACAACCGUCCCAUAAUAGCCAACCCAGCGCUGACAGUUGCUGGCAUAGUACAGCCGAUUCAAUCUGUACUAACAGAGCAAAUGAUGAUAGCGUCCUCCGAUAUCUCCCUCCAGAUGAAAGAAAUGACCAUGGCUGCCUCCGGGAUUAACUUUUCUAAGCUCUCGGAACAAGAGCGAGACUCACUGGACACACAGUACAUAGCGUUUGGGAAAAUCGCAAAGCCUCCCAGCGUUACGGCCAUAGCACAGCUUAGUGAGGAAGAUCUAGCUGAAUUUGCUAGGAGAAGAAGUAAGAGCGGAGCACGAGGGAGCUCGGCCAAAUCCGCAAUGUCUGGGGCGAGUGCUCGCCAGAGAAGCGCUGCUAUUCACAUGGGAUACGCACGCAUCUCAGAUAAGAUCAAGCUAGAAAAGGCCAAGUUACUGAAGCAACAGCAGCACCAAGAGGUCGGCUCUGCUUCGGAGACCAGGACAGGCAUAAAGAACACCGUGAGCUAUCAGACCGCGACGUCUCUUGAUGGAAGCCAGCGCCUCAGGGGGUAUUCUGCAGCUGCCGCAUCCAAUAUGCUGUCGAGUACCAUGGUAUCAGCCCCAGAGCUCAAUAGCAAUGUUGUCCAAGAGAACGUUGGGCCGAUACAAAUGAGUCCAGAACAAGAGGAGUUCAGUAUGAGGGUUAUGGCUAGCUCUGUGCGGCGAGACUCUGGCUUUAGCCCAAUUUAUGGGUUCCGCCCCCCGAACAUCCUUUCUGACAACUCGUCCAAAGCACGCGUUGACUUAAGUGGGUGUCUCGGUAGUUGCUAA